CCGCGCAUGCGCAGUCCAGGCGAUCACAGGUAUAAAAGAUGGUCGAGGCGCAAUCUUUCCUUCAACAGGUGUUCUCACUUACUCGACGGUACAUCAACAAACAGUGAUGAAGAACGUAGUGUUGGCGUGCUUAGUGCUGGCCGUGGGUGCUGCAGCCCAGCAGCAGCCGCAGCAGCAGGAGACCGUGUUGCAAGAGACUCAGCUGGCUACAAGGGUGCUGCCCGCUGACGUCCUGCGAGAUUUCCCUGACCUGUGCUUCGGAUCCACCACCUUUAAGUUCUACACGCCUGAAACUACCUGGAACCUGGAGCUCUUCUGCGGGCAGUCCACCUGCAUGCAGAACGAGACCGGGAUUUUCGAGAAGGUGGAAGACUGCGGCCCUGCCCCCAAGCCCAACGACCAGUGCAUUCCCGAGUUCGCCGCGCCAGGCACCCCGUACCCCGCCUGCUGCCCCAAGUACAGGUGCCUCCCUGGAUCCAAGCUCGAGUAUCCCACUCCCGAAGAGAUCAGAGCUGAGGCUGAGAAGGCCCGCAAGGCCCAGGCCGCAGCUCGCGAACAGGAGGCCGCUGCUGGCGCCGCCGCAGGCCAGCCCGCAGCUCAGGCUUAGUGUCUUCAGAUCUCAUAAUAUAACUUAGAAUAACUUGUCACACAAAACUUAUUACUUAACUGAUAGCUUUCUUUUCCUAAAAAUUGGUGGAUUCAUUUCAAAAGUGAACACUUAUUCUCUUUUUUCCUGCUAUUUCCAUAUUUUGGUAAUUUUUCCUUACCAUUGAAAAAAGGUAAAACGAGAUCUACUUGUAAGUUAUGCUUGCUGUGCUGUCGCUAGUGCAUGGCUAAAGAAGAGCGACACGCGGAGGGCGCGAGUGUACACGACGACGCGUCCACCAAACCGCACCACAUGAUCCUGACGCAGCUGUCACAUGUUUAUGUGGUUAACACAGGGAUGGAUGAGCAAGAAAUGAUGAUGAUGAUGUCUUACUAAACGGGUUGAAGAGUGCAUUGUUGGCAGUGAAACUGAAUAAAAGAUGAAAAGCCUCAA
This is a messenger RNA of Eriocheir sinensis (Chinese mitten crab), 1039 nucleotides long. RefSeq lists its product as uncharacterized. The transcript is spliced from 3 exons. The coding region runs from base 107 to 607 and encodes 166 amino acids. NCBI's taxonomy places the organism in Eukaryota, Metazoa, Arthropoda, Malacostraca, Decapoda, Varunidae. The record is from RefSeq and is a predicted model, not a curated record.